GAAUACAGCUGCGACAAACAACAUGCCCUGCCUUUAAAGUUUUUUUUUUGUUAAUGAGUUCAAAUCGAUUCAUUGCCCACCCUUUUUAAAUUUAUCUCCAAAUGCAAUAAAUGUUUGGUGGGUCUCGAUUAUAAAGCUAUUAUCUUGCGCGGUUUAGUUGCAAUUUACAAUCCCAUACUCUUACAAGAUUUCUUUUCCUUUGUUCUUUUCUUGAAGUCUACUCUUCUGGGCUGCUUUUAACUAUAUAUGUUUUCAAGAACAGAAAUGUAUUGAUUGAUGAAGGAUUGGAGGAUGGGAAGGGUGAAAUAAAAGUACAAGAUUUGUCUCUAUUUGGCAAACUUUGACAGCAAAUAUGUGGACGUCUUAAAAUACUCCUAGGCUACAUUAUCUUCCAGGAUCGGUUUGAGAUGGGAUUCAGAGGUCUAAUUUGUUUACUUCUCCUGUCGUUAUUGCAUUUGUGCUGCGCAGUAGAGGUGAGACUGACUGUGAGGGGAGCCGCCGCCAUAGCCCGGACCGAUGAAAACUUCAUAUGUGCUACUCUGGAUUGGUGGCCGGAGACUAAAUGCAACUACAACCAGUGCCCCUGGGGGAAAGCAGGCAUUCUCACUCUGGAUUUGGGAAACAGGAUUCUUGCAAAUGCUGUUAAAGCAUUCAGUCCUCUUCGGAUCAGAAUUGGAGGUUCUCUGCAAGAUCAGGUGCUGUACAAAGUCGGACCAUUUGCUCUAAAAUGCCCACAUUUCAGAAGAAAUGAUAAUGGUUUGUUUGGAUUUUCAUACGGCUGUCUAGACAUGGACAGAUGGGAAGUCCUAAACAGUUUCUUCACUAAAACCGGGGCUCGGGUAACGUUCAGUUUGAACGCCCUCUUGGGACGAAGGAAGUUUGCAGCUAACGAUUCGCUCAUGGUGGGUGACUGGAACGCAAGAAAUGCUUAUGACUUCAUCAAGUACACUGCCACUCGCGGCCACAAGAUCGAUUCUUAUGAACUUGAUUAUCGCUCAGGAAAUGAGCUGUGUGGAAGUGGGGUUGCUGCAAGAAUAGGGCCAGAACAAUAUGGAAGGGAUAUAGUUGUCCUAAAACGUAUAGUUCAGGAGCUAUAUCCCGACCCUUUUACGCGGCCAAAGGUCUUAGGUCCUGGCGGAUUCUAUGACAAGCAAUGGUUCGAAACCUUCCUGAAGACCUCAGGACCUAAUGUUGUCAAUGGUGUGACACACCAUAUCUACAACCUUGGUGCAGGUGUCGAUCCAACAUUAAUCGAUAAGGUUCAGAACCCCUUCUAUCUUGAUCAAGUAGCGCAGACGUACAGAGACGUAGAAAUGAGCGUCAGGCUAUUCGGGCCGUGGUCGGGAGCUUGGGUUGGGGAAGCCGGCGGGGCUUACAACAGCGGUGGCAAAUAUGUAUCGCAUACAUUCGUUAACGGAUUCUGGUACUUGGAUCAAUUGGGAAUGACGGCGAGAUUCAACCACAAGGUUUUCUGUAGGCAAUCAUUAAUUGGAGGAAACUACGGUCUACUCAACACAACUUCUUUCAUCCCGAAUCCAGAUUACUACGGUGCACUUCUGUGGCAUCGCUUGAUGGGAUCGACUGUGCUCUCCGCCUCCCACGCUAGCUCCCCUUACUUGCGCGUCUAUUCUCAUUGCUCGAAGAGAACAACCGGCAUUUCGGUGCUGAUAAUCAACAUGUCGAAUUCAACAAGCUUUGAAGUUACGGUGACGGAUGACACGAGAUUGUAUCAACAAGAAUACAGAGACAUAAUUCCAAGAGAAGAAUACCAUCUCACACCCAAAGAUGGUGACAUUCUUAGUGAUGUUUUGCUGCUAAACGGGACGCCUUUGAGGAUUACGGCGACGUUUGACAUUCCGGCGCUGAAGCCGCGCCUCGUUGCCGCCGCAUUGCCUGUUAAAGUCGCGCCAGAUUCAAUAGUUUUUGCCACACUCAAGGGAUUUAAAGCCCCAGCUUGUGUCUGAAACUGCAUUGCCAUUUCUUGGAUCACUUUGCAAUAAAAAGCAUCGAGGAAGAAUGACAACGUCGAUAAGAGUCUCUCUCUCACGCUAUUUAAGGCUAAGAUUUGAUAGCUGAUAUUUAUACAUAAUUUGGUUUGUCUGUGCGCUUUUAUUACGUAUGAUGAAGAAAUGUGAAAGAUAUUAGACAA
Andrographis paniculata is the source of this 2149-nucleotide messenger RNA. RefSeq names its product heparanase-like protein 2. The coding region runs from base 408 to 1964 and encodes 518 amino acids. The transcript has 9 exons. Gene Ontology annotation, cellular component: plant-type cell wall; membrane. The record is from RefSeq and is a predicted model, not a curated record. Gene Ontology annotation, molecular function: beta-glucuronidase activity. Lineage: Eukaryota; Viridiplantae; Streptophyta; Magnoliopsida; Lamiales; Acanthaceae.